This is a messenger RNA of Corythoichthys intestinalis (scribbled pipefish), 6915 nucleotides long. RefSeq lists its product as uncharacterized. The coding region runs from base 413 to 6424 and encodes 2003 amino acids. Gene Ontology annotation, biological process: DNA integration. Lineage: Eukaryota; Metazoa; Chordata; Actinopteri; Syngnathiformes; Syngnathidae. The record is from RefSeq and is a predicted model, not a curated record. Gene Ontology annotation, molecular function: nucleic acid binding. The transcript is spliced from 3 exons.
CCAAAGAGUUCAUCUAAAAAUGAUAGCGAGUGAGACAUCGCCUUUUCCAGCAAACGUGCAUUUAUGUUGAAAGCAAGAGCAUCUGUCGCAAUUAGCGAUCUUUGUCGUCAGCCUUUUUUCCUCCUUCCAAGCAUGUUUCUCAGCGCCUGCGAGGCUUAAAACAUCGACGAACUUGCUCUGCCGGCUAAGCCUUGGCUAACCUUCGUCUUUUUACCGCAUCACAACAACAACAUACGUUAUACACACAAAUUGAGACCUCCAUAAAAUCAAGAAAAGUACGCCUUGUCUUUGGAGAGUUUCAUUUAUUGGUUCGCUGGCUGUAUAGCAACACACGUGACGUGUUGUGAGGACAGCACAGUAAAAAGACGAUUACUCAGCGGGCUCCAGCAGCACAGAGCUAUAUCGAGGCAACAUGAGUCUCCGCUCAGGAAGAAGCUAUCUGGGAGGUUACGACCAACAGACUGAAGAUGAAGCAGCCCUCCAGCCACAAAUCGACUCGGAAGACGAACUGGACGCCGGGACAGCCACAGAUCGACUAGACCCUACAGUCCAGCCGUCGUCGAUGGAGCAACGUUCUUCACCUCAACAGCGGUCUUCACCUCAACAGCGGUCUUCACCUCAACAGCGGCCUUCACCGCAGCGUCAGCCUUCACCUCAGCAGCAGCCUUCACCGCGGCGACAGCCUUCACCUCAACAGUGGUCUUCGCCUCGCCAACAACUUUCGCCUCAACAGUGGUCCUCGCCUCGACGACAGCCUUCACCUCCACGCAGCACUAGGUCCAGCGCUCCCAGUCGGCGGUCACACUCAUCUUCAUCGUCGGUUUUCUCAGCAACAAGGGCUUACGCCAAAGCUCAGGCAGCCAAGGCCCAACUUAGCUUUGCUGAAAAGGAAGCUAACAUGAUGAGGCAAAGAGCAGAAUUAGAGGCUAGUCUCCACGUUCUGAAGUGUGAAAAAGAAAUAGCUGCAGCUGAAGCUGAAGCUGCAGCCUACGAAGAAGUAGAACGUCAGAGCGGGGAGUCAGACAUAGAACCUCAAAUUGAAAAUGUGCCUUUGAAUUCAAUACAGCGCACUAGUGAAUAUGUUGAACAGCAACACAAAUUAUUAGUGCCAUCAAAAACAGUAGUUAAUAGCUCGGACAUGCAAGUCACAAAUGAACAUGUCAGAGUUAAAGCCGAAACUUCGCACGUCUCAGAACCCACGAUUCAGGGCGUCAAACACGAAAUGAAAAUAAAUCAAAAUAUAAAUAACACCCAGUCUUUGAACCCACACGCUCAUACGUUUCAACCGGCAAAAAACAACCAAAUUGAACUAAAUGGAGCAGCAGAGUUCGCUAAAUAUCUCAUACGCAAAGAAUUGGUCAGUACUGGUUUACUGCAAUUUGAUGAUAAACCAGAAAACUUCCGAGCUUGGAAGGCGUCCUUCGUCAGCUCGACAAAAGAUCUGAAUUUGUCCGCUAGAGAGGAAUUAGACUUACUAACAAAGUGGUUGGGGCCAAAAUCAGCAGAACAAGCUAAAAGAAUCCGCAUAGUUCACACUCUUAAUCCCGCUAAAGGUACAAAAAUGAUUUGGGAACGCCUCGAAGAGUGUUAUGGAUCCUCAGAAGCGAUCGAAGAUGCACUUCUAAAAAAGAUAGAAGAGUUCCCAAGACUAACAAAUAAAGAUCCAACCAAGCUUAGAGAACUUGGUGACAUCUUGUUAGAGUUAGAGUGGGCAAAAUCAGACGGAACACUUCCAGGGCUUGCGUAUCUUGACACGGCACGAGGGGUAAGGCAAAUAGUUGAAAAACUCCCCUUUAAUUUACAAGAAAGGUGGACAGUAGUGGGCUCACAAUAUAAAGACACUCACAGUGUGCCGUUUCCCCCUUUCUCAGUUUUCGUGCAGUUUGUACAGCAACAGGCGAAAAUGCGAAAUGAUCCGAGCUUCGCCUUAUACAACAGUAACGCUCAAACGUCCAGUCGCACAGAGAGGUCGACACCACACAAUCGUAAAUUUGCUGUGACAGUACACAGAACAGACGUUGCAAUCGAAAAUCAGAGUGGGCCUGACCAAAAUAAAAUAGAGGAGCCAGAUCGGCAAUGCCCAAUUCACAAAAAGCCACAUCCUCUCAAAAAAUGCAAACUGUUUAGAGACAAGCCUAUGGAAGAGCGCCGCACCUUCCUCAAAGAGCAUCGCAUUUGUUAUAGGUGUUGUGGCUCAGUACAACAUGUUGCAAAAGAUUGCAAGGUGGCAGUCAAGUGUGUUGAGUGCAACAGUCCUAACCACGUGUGGGCACUUCAUCCAGGUCCCACUCCUGUUCCCAAAAAUGACGUCUCAGAAAGUUCAGUUACUGAGCAGGAAACUGCAGUGCUUUCCAUGUGUACGGAAGUAUGCGGUCAAAAUGAAAGCCCUCGCUCUUGCUCCAAAAUCUGUUUAGUGAGAGCUUAUCCAGAAGGCCAAAAACACAAAAUGCUAAAUAUGUACGCAGUGAUCGAUGAACAAAGCAAUAGGUCCCUGGCAAGAACAGAGUUCUUUAAUUUGUUUGAAAUCAAGGCCAAACCUGCUCCAUACACCCUAAAAACAUGUUCUGGAAAGGCAGAAACCUCAGGCAGAAGAGCAGCAAACUUCUUCAUACAGUCAAUGGAUGGCAAAACUGACAUCAAACUGCCUCCUUUGAUUGAAUGUGACUCAAUACUCGAUGACAGAUCAGAAAUACCAUCACCUGAGAUUGCAAAGCACCAUCCUCAUCUCUUCAGAAUUGCAGACAAAAUUCAACCCAUUGAUCACCACGCUCCAAUCCUUCUACUCCUGGGAAGAGACGUUCUCAGGGUUCAUAAGGUACGUGAGCAGAUUAACGGGCCCAACAACGCUCCCUACGCCCAAAGACUGGAUUUGGGUUGGGUUGUAGUGGGGGAGGUAUGUUUAGGCAAGAUUCACGGCAACACAGAGGUCAAUGUUUACAAAACGCACAUGUUGGACAAUGGGCGCACAACCUUUCUUCAGCCAUGUCCAAAUGUCAUUACUGUAAAAGAGGACCAUAGUGUUGGGAUUGAGCAAAACAUACUGACAAGUACAAACAGAAUGGACUCUGUAGACAUCACAGACAAGCUAGGUCAAUCUGUGUUUGACAGAGAUGAAUCAGAUGACAAGGUAGCACUGUCCAUAGAUGACAAAACCUUCCUAACGAUCAUGAAGAACAACGUGAGCAAAAACAAAGAGAACAAUUGGGUCGCUCCUUUGCCUUUCCGCAGUCCAAGGAGGAGGCUUCCAAACAAUAGAGAUGCAACCCUGAAGCGUCUCUAUUCACUUAAAAAGACUUUGGAAAAGAAACCAAAAAUGAAAGAGCAUUACAUCCAAUUUAUGCAGAAAAUGCUGGAUAAUGAUCAAGCUGAACUUGCACCGCCUCUACCUGAAGGUAAAGAACACUGGUAUUUGCCAACAUUUGGCGUAUAUCACCCGCAGAAACCAGAUCAAAUUAGAGUCGUGUUCGAUUCUAGUGCAGAGUGUGAUGGUACGUCCCUUAACCAAGUGCUAUUAAGUGGACCCGAUCUGAACAAUUCCCUGUUAGGUGUCUUGAUGCGAUUCCGGAAGGAACCAGUUGCCUUAACAGCGGACAUUCAGCAAAUGUUUUAUUGCUUUGAGGUGUGCGAAGACCACAGGGACUAUCUUCGCUACCUCUGGUUUAAAGACAAUGACCUUACAAAAAAUGUAGUGGAAUACCGAAUGAAAGUACAUGUCUUCGGUAACAGUCCAUCACCUGCUGUUGCCAUUUACUGUAUGCGCCGGGCAGCAGAGGAGGGUGAGCAAGAACACGGCACAGAUGCUAGACAGUUUGUCGAGACACAGUUCUAUGUCGACGAUGGACUUACAUCUGUUCCCACUCCAGAACAUGCAAUUGACCUGUUAACAAGAACAAAAGGCUUGUUAGCAGAAUCCAACCUGCACCUUCACAAAAUUGCAUCGAAUUGCAGCUUGGUCAUGGAAGCAUUUCCUAUGGAGGACCGUGCAAAGGAACUGAAACAUCUGGACCUUGGAGUUGAUCCCCUUCCAGUUCAGAAAAGCCUAGGACUUUGUUGGAAUUUGGAAACUGACAGUUUCACUUAUCGUGUAUCCAAUGAAACAAAACCAUUCACACGCAGAGGAGUGCUAUCGACAAUCAAUAGCCUCUAUGACCCGUUAGGAUUUGCUGCUCCUAUAAUCCUGCAGGGCAAGGCACUGCUCAGAGAACUGUCAUGUGAUGAGAAAGACUGGGACGCACAUCUUCCCCCUGAAAAAGAGCAGUUGUGGAUCUCGUGGAAAGACUCUUUGAAUGCUCUUGAGGAUCUGGAAAUAAAAAGGUGCUAUGGGCCAGGUUCAGUGAGUACUAUGCAAAGUCAUGAUUUGUUUGUUUUCUCAGAUGCAUCAACUGUGGCGAUAGGGGCAGCAGCUUACCUGCGCUCUGUGGACAGUCAAGGCCAAUAUCACGUAGGCUUCGUGAUGGGAAAGUCUAAACUAGCUCCUCGUCCGGCACACACUGUUCCUCGGCUUGAACUUUGUGCUGCCGUGCUCGCAGUAGAGAUGUACGAGUUAAUCCGAGAUGAGAUGGACAUUCAAAUUCACAAUGUCAAGUUUUUCACCGACAGCCGUAUUGUGUUAGGAUACAUACAUAAUUCUUCGAAAAGAUUCUACAUGUAUGUAGCCAACCGAGUCACACGAAUUAGGAGAUCUACACAACCAGAACAAUGGUGCUACGUGCCAACAGAGUUAAACCCAGCAGAUCAGGCGACUAGGUCACUCCAAGCUGCUGAACUCAAAAACAGUAACUGGUUCACCGGGCCAAAAUUUCUGUAUUCAAAUGACUCGCCCAAAGUCAGUCAGUUCCCACUUGUCGAACCCGAAAAUGACAAAGAAAUGCGUCAAGAAGUAAAAACGCUUACUACCUCAGUACUAGAGUCAGAGCUUGGUUCAGAGCGCUUCAAAAGGUUCUCAAGCUGGACAACAGCAUGCAAGGCAAUAUCCAGGCUCAUUCAAUUUGUUGCCCUCUUUAAGCAAAGAAAGGCAGGGUUUUCAAGUCACAUAACAAGUAUGGAAGAAUUCACUCAAGCCAAAAAUAUCAUUAUAAGAUCAGUCCAGCAGGAUGCAUACAGUGGGAUCAUUAAAAAAGUAAAACAGGGGAAAAUGAUUGGUUCAAGAAAAGAGACACUCAUGAAACUUAACCCAGUUUUGGACAAGGAUGGACUUUUGCGAAUCGGUGGGCGCCUAUCUUCUGCUGAACUUAAUGAAGAUGAAAAACACCCUCUGAUCAUCCCAUCUUCCAGUCACGUAGCCACACUCCUAGUGCGACACUUCCACGAACAGUCUGCUCAUCAGGGACGGCACAUCACAGAAGGAGCUGUCCGUAGUGCUGGGUUCUGGAUAGUGGGAGGUAAGCGGCUCGUUUCUUCUUUGAUACACAACUGUGUCACCUGCCGCAAGUUGCGUGGCAAAAUGCAGUUUCAGAAAAUGGCUGAUUUGCCUGCUGACCGAGUGACUCCAGAGCCCCCUUUCACAACAGUGGGCUUGGACGUGUUCGGGCCAUGGACAAUAGUUACACGUCGCACGAGAGGUGGCAGUGCACUAAGCAAACGGUGGGCUGUUAUUUUCUCAUGCAUGACAACUAGGGCCGUACAUAUCGAGCUAAUUGAAAGCAUGUCAACUGACAGCUUUAUAAAUGCAUUAAGGAGAUUUUUUGCAGUUCGUGGGCCAGCUAAACUUUUGCGUUCAGAUCGAGGAACUAAUUUUGUUGGAGCUUGUAAAGAACUGGGCUUGGACACUGAUAAGUCAGCUACAGGAAAGUUCCUUCAAGAGAAAGGAUGUGCAUGGACAUUUAACCCACCUCAUGCAUCCCACAUGGGAGGGUCUUGGGAACGUCUCAUUGGGGUAGCUAGGCGCAUCCUGGAAGCUAUGUUGACAAAAAAUGCUCAGACCAAUCUGUCUCAUGAGAUUUUAAGCACAUUCAUGGCUGAAGUGAUGGCUAUUAUUAAUGCAAGACCUCUAGUCCCAGUGUCCACAGAUCCUGAGUCCCCAACAGUACUCACUCCAGCAAUGCUACUAACUCAAAAGGCAAGUUCCGUUUCAGCUCCAUCCGGAAACUUUUCCCAGGGUCAGCUAUAUGGGAAACAAUGGAAACGGGUCCAACAUCUGGCGGACACGUUUUGGAAAAGAUGGAAAAUGGAAUAUUUGUCUAGCUUGCAAAAACGUUCAAAAUGGACGAACAAUCAACCGAAUGUGAAAGAAGGAGACAUUGUCCUGUUGAAAGAUGCUCAAGCACACAGGAACGAAUGGCCAAUGGGACUGAUAGUUAGAACUGUACCCAGCGGUGACAAUAGGGUCCGCAAAGUUGAAGUGCGGAUCGUGAGAGAUGGCACAGCCAAAGUGUUCUUAAGACCUGUGUCAGAAAUUGUUGUUUUACUUUCAGAUAUUAACUGAAUACCACAUGUGAUGUCAUAUGUUUCUCGUUUAAUAGUGAUAUAAUGUAAUUAUAUCAAGCGGGGAGUGUCAUGCCUUUUUGUUAAAAAGACAAAAGUAAUUCAUAAGUUAAUAAGUUAGUUAAAAUUCUAUAAGUUAGUUCAAAUGUAAAUAUUGUAGUCCAAAGAGUUCAUCUAAAAAUGAUAGCGAGUGAGACAUCGCCUUUUCCAGCAAACGUGCAUUUAUGUUGAAAGCAAGAGCAUCUGUCGCAAUUAGCGAUCUUUGUCGUCAGCCUUUUUUCCUCCUUCCAAGCAUGUUUCUCAGCGCCUGCGAGGCUUAAAACAUCGACGAACUUGCUCUGCCGGCUAAGCCUUGGCUAACCUUCGUCUUUUUACCGCAUCACAACAACAACAUACGUUAUACACACAAAUUGAGACCUCCAUAAAAUCAAGAAAAGUACGCCUUGUCUUUGGAGAGUUUCAUUUAUUGGUUCGCUGGCUGUAUAGCAACAC